Messenger RNA from Gastrolobium bilobum, 4997 nucleotides. RefSeq lists its product as uncharacterized. NCBI's taxonomy places the organism in Eukaryota, Viridiplantae, Streptophyta, Magnoliopsida, Fabales, Fabaceae. Gene Ontology annotation, biological process: regulation of transcription by RNA polymerase II. The record is from RefSeq and is a predicted model, not a curated record. Bases 172 to 4557 code for a protein of 1461 amino acids. The transcript has 19 exons.
CAAUAACUGAACCCUAACCCUAGAAAACGGGGCUUAUCCUCUACUUCCCUUCUCCGUUCGUUCCUUCACUCUGAAAUCGAACGAAGUCCGUUUCGGUUCGUCUCCACUGGUGCAUGCUGUAGGGUUCGUCUCCACAAGUUGUUACGAUAGGGUUUCGAUUUCUAUGAUGGAAUGCUUUGGUUCUUGUGUACCUUGUUGUUGCCGGCGAUGACCGGGGACCGAUGUCACCGGUUGAAGACCAUGGCGGAAGAAGAAGGGGGUGUCGCCGUCGAGGAGAAGGCCUGCCCCAGGAAUUUUCCGGCGGACCAACCGGAAACUCGUGACGACUCCGCUGCAUUAGAGAUUGAUUACUUCUCGCAGGCUAGGAAAGCGCUAAGCGAGCGCUCGCCUUUCGAUGUUGCCGAGGAAACGUCGACUUCUGGUACGGUUACUCUGCCGAGUGGGUUGGCGAGUUUGUUGAACCGUCACGGCGAUAACCGGAGGCGCCACAAGAAGUCUCAUUCUGGUGGUGGGGAGAAGAAGAAAUCGUCGUCUAGAGCGAAUGAGAAGUCGCGCGGUUACAACAUUUGGGUUGAGACCGAGGAGUACUUUAGGGACUUGACGUUUUCUGAUAUCGACACCUUGCUUGAGGCUUCUUCGUCUUCUUGUUUAGCUUCUCGGGAGUGUUUUUCUAUUCCGCGUUUGGGAAAUGCUCCAAGGUUCAAUGUAGUUAGUACUAGUAGUGAGGCCGUGGAUGAAAAGACGCCUGUUCCAAGAUUCAACGUAGUUAGUAGUGAGGAUGUGAAGAAGACUGGUGAAGAAGUGAAAGAAGAGGAUGGUUUGUUGGGAAUUGAGUCAAUUGACAAUGUUGCCGCUGAGAAAGAUUUGCCUCGGGAUGACAAGAGUCACGAUGAUUCUGAUUCUUCUAUUGGUUUAGAGUGGUUUUUAGGUUGUAAGAAUAAGGUUUCCUUAACUUCCGAGCGCCCUUCGAAGAAAAGGAAGCUUUUGGGUGGUGAUGCUGGUCUGGAGAAAGUUUUAAUGACCAGUCCUUGUGAUGCGGACCAACCGUUUUGUCAUUACUGUGGCAGGGGAGACACUGACAGUGAUUCCAAUCGGUUAAUUGUCUGCACUUCUUGUAAAGUUGCAGUUCAUCGGAAGUGCUAUGGUAUGCAAGAUGAUGUAGAUGAGUCUUGGUUGUGUUCUUGGUGUAAGCGAAAGGGUGAUUUUGAUGACUCUGUGGAUCCUUGUGUUCUUUGCCCAAACAAGGGUGGCGCAUUAAAACCGGUUAAUAGCAGUGUGGAAGGUUUUGGGUCUGUCCAGUUUGCGCACCUGUUCUGUUGCCUGUGGAUGCCCGAGGUUUAUAUAGGCGAUUUGAAUAAGAUGGAGCCUGUUAUGAAUGUGGAAGGAAUCAAGGAAACACGGAGAAAAUUAGUGUGUAAUGUUUGCAAAGUGAAGUGUGGUGCAUGUGUGCGGUGUAGCCAUGGAACCUGCAGGACUUCUUUCCAUCCUUUAUGUGCAAGGGAAGCUAGACAUAGGAUGGAGGUUUGGGCAAAGUAUGAUAAUGAUAAUGUUGAGUUGCGGGCUUUUUGCUUGAAGCAUUCAGAUCUACAAGAGAAAAGAAGCAUGCUGCCACUGGGAGGCUCUAAUGCAGUUUCAGAAGCCAAUGGCCUUCCAGUGACAUUGCCAGUGAACAGUGAACACGAUAUUAAAAUUGGUUGUGGGAAUGGAGGGUUAGCGUCUGUCAAUAGUGAAGACAUAUUGGACCAUAAUGAUGAGCCACCAGAUGAAGGAUUUUCUGAUUGUAGUUUAAUUGCUCACGACAUUUCGGGAUGUGAUGCUAUGCCACAACAUAAUGUUGGAGUGGUUGGGAGGACCGGUGAGAAUGUUGAUGCGUCUGACUCCCUCAGUUUUGCACUUGUUUUGAAGAAGUCGGCGUUCACUCUUUGGCAGUUGAUAGAUCGAGGAAAAGUUGAUGUAAAAGAUAUAGCACCGGACAUUGGUAUUACACCAGAUACAUUAACUGCAAAUAUCAAUGAAGAUUAUAUGGCCCCUGAUGUGCGACACAAAAUAGUUAAUUGGCUAAAAGCCCAUGUAUAUACUAGUGCAUUUCAGAAAGGUCUAAAAGUCAAAUUCAAACCAGCCAAUGCAUCCAAGGAUGAAAGUGAAGCCACAGAUGGUUCUGAUACUUUACCAAUAUCAGAUUCAGGUUUGCCGGAUCCUGUUGCUGUUAAGUCGGUACCACCAAGGAGAAGAACGGUCAGUAACAUUAGGAUUUUGAAGGAUAAUAAAGUGAUAUGCUCAUCUGAGGGAGUCACUAGCGAGAAUGGGAUGCAAUUGGACAAGUUAAGAGUAGGUCAUCCUGAGCGUGAAAAUCCUGGAAGUUCCAAGGAAGCAUCCUUUCCUGUUGCGACUGAAAUGAGUUUAACCAAGCGUGAGGAUAUAUCUCCCGAGGUUCAAGGCAAUGCUGAUAAAAUGCAGAAUUCUGGAUGUGUUUCAGAAGAAAAGUCUACUGAUUGUUUGCAGAAUUCUUCUAUGCUUUCUGAUCAGUGCUGUCCUGUUCAUUCUGCUUCAGAACCACCUGAUUCUGGUUUCAUAAAGGUGGAACCGAUAUCUAGUUACAUUCACCCAUACAUCAACAAGAAAUUGCUGCAUAUUCGUGAUGGGGUGCUCUUGGAGGACAUUAUAUGUUCACGUGAGGAGGGAAAUUCUUCUUUGGUUGAAUCAUCAGGGGCUAAUGGCUGCUCAAGUAGCCAAAAUCAGCAAUUAACUAGCAUUGACAUUUUCAAGCCUGAUCAAGCAAAUAUGGAGCAGUUGUUUGGGGCUAGAAAAUUGGAACUUGUGGAGUUUCCUCCAGAAGAUGAAGUGGAGGGGGAACUUAUAUAUUUUCAGUAUAGAUUACUGCAGAAUGCAGUUGCAAGAAAGAGGCUUACUGAUAACUUGGUCUACAGUGUUGCCAAGAGUUUGCCACAGGAGAUUGAUAAAGUACAUCAGCAAAGAUGGGAUGCUGUGAUUGUUAAUCAAUAUCUACGUGAUCUUAAGGAGGCCAAAAAACGUGGCAGAAAAGAAAGAAGGCACAGGGAAGCACAGGCAGUGUUGGCUGCUGCAACUGCUGCUGCUGCAGCAUCCUCUAGGGUUUCUUCUUUCAGAAAAGACACCUUAGAUGAAUCUAUGCAACAGGAGAAUUUGCUAAAGUUGGAUACUUUAAGUGGAAGGACUGGUGCUUGUUCUCAGCCAAUGCCACGAGCCAAAGAGACACUUUCAAGAGUAGCUGUGGCAAGAACUUCAUCAGAGAAGUAUUCAGAUUUUGGCCUGCUCACCUCAGAUUCUUCUAAGGAGCAACGUAAAUCAUGUGAUAUCUGCAGACGAUCUGAGACUAUGUUAAAUCCCAUCCUAGUCUGCUCUGGUUGCAAGGUUGCAGUGCACUUGGAUUGCUAUCAUAGUGUGAAAGAGACAAUGGGUCCAUGGUAUUGUGAAUUAUGUGAAGAUUUAUCGUCUAGAAGCUGUGGGGCAUCUGCUAUCAAUUUCUGGGAGAAGCCUUAUCUUGCUGCAGAAUGUGCUCUCUGUGGUGGUACUACUGGUGCUUUUAGGAAGACCUCUGAUGGUCAAUGGGUUCAUGCAUUCUGUGCUGAGUGGGUUUUUGAGUCAACAUUCAGAAGAGGACAAAUAAAUGCUGUUGAAGGAAUGGAGACUGUGCCAAAAGGAGUUGAUAUUUGUUGCAUCUGCCACCGCAAACAUGGUGUAUGCAUGAAGUGUUGCUAUGGCCAUUGUCAAACUACAUUCCAUCCAUCCUGUGCUAGAAGUGCUGGUUUGUACAUGAAUUUGAGGACUGCUGGUGGCAAGCCGCAACACAAGGCUUACUGUGAAAAGCAUAGUUUAGAGCAGAAGGCAAAGGCUGAAACUCAAAAACAUGGAAUCGAAGAGUUAAAAAGUAUCAAGCAAAUUAGGGUUGAACUAGAGAGAUUACGUCUUCUUUGUGAAAGAAUUGUAAAACGUGAAAAAAUAAAGCGGGAAUUGGUUCUAUGCUCACAUGACAUACUUGCCUUUAAAAGAGAUCAUGUUGCUAGGUCUGUGCUGGUUCGUAGCCCUUUCAUCCUUCCGGAUGGUAGUUCAGAAUCAGCUACAACGUCCCUUAAAGGGAACACAGAGGGGUACAGAUCAUGCAGUGAAGCACUCCAAAGAUCAGAUGACGUAACUGUGGACAGUUCAGUUUCUGCUAUGCACCGUGUCAGAGUUGCCAUAUCCAUGGACACGGACCCAAAAUUAGAUGAUGACUGCUCAACCUCACAAAGUCACUAUAAUCACAAGAUUGCAGAGAGGAUGCAAUUUUCUGGCAAGCAGAUUCCUCAUAGAGCUUCCGCCACAUCACGUAAUCUUUCGGAUGAUGGUGGAUGGAGAUCCAAAUCUAGAAAGCAUGCUGAGACAUUUGGAAAAGAGCUUGUUAUGACGUCAGAUGAAGCAUCUAUGAAGAAUUCUAUGUUACCUAAAGGAUAUGCAUAUGUUCCUGCUGAUUGCCUGUCAAAUGACAAGCAGUCUAACGAGGAUGUAUAUGCUAGUGGACCAGUGGAACAUGACGGGUAAAGUCUUGGAUCCUAGCCUUGCUUUUAUUUUGCCCACGAGGCUGACGUCCACAAUUUUCGCUGCCAUUUUGCACGUGGAGUUGUAUUUGAGAAUGGCCAAAUGUAGAGAGAGGGCUCUGGUCACUGUAUUGUUGCGGAAUGUUGUAUUCUGCUCUGGCGGGGGGAAGUUUUGGUUAGCAUUCUUGUACAUUCGUUAUGAGAGUAAACUGUACAGUGGAUGAGCAUUUCUUGCAUUUACUUGUAUUAGAAGGGCAUGCAUUGCUUUUUUACUGACACUCUGGAAGGAUGGAAAAGCAUCAUUCCUUCUUGUAAACAUACAAGGGAAGACCAGGGAAUCACCUGUUUUUCUGUAUAGUUGAUGUACAUAUUAUGACAAUCGGGUUAAUUCUGAAAGAGAUCGUGCUCGGCAUCAGAUUCACCGAGCAUAUAAAUUAUGUAGCC